AUGGCUUCCUUGGACCCUACUUUACAAAAGCAGCAUGAAGGAAAGAAAACUUGCAAGGAGAUCUUGAAAAGCCUUAAGGUUUUGUACGAAGAACGUAAUCGUAUUGCACGUCAAAACGCUAUGAGCGGUUUGAUGAACACCAAGAUGGCUGAAGGUACACCACUUCAGGCCUACGUUCAUAAGAUGAUAAGGUACAUAAAUGAAUUAGAAUCCUUAGGAACCGAGCUAGAUAAUGAAUCAAAAAUUAAUGCAAUUCUUGUUUCACUUCCUCGAUCCUUUAAUCAGUUCAAAGUGAAUUUUAGUAUUCAAGAACCAAAUCUUACUUUGCCAGAACCGAGCAAUAUGUUGCAGAGGGUUGAGGAUAUUAUGAAGCAAGAUAAGGUCAUAGUGAUGGUUACAGAAACUGCUAGACCGUCUAACUAUAAGAAAAGAAAGUUUUCUUACAAGAAAAAACCAGCAAAAGGAAAGAAAGUUUCCAAGAAAGAAAAGAGGGAUCAGACUGUUGAUGAAUGCUUCUUUUGUAACAAGAAGGGGCAUUAG
Molecule: messenger RNA, 540 nt
Organism: Asparagus officinalis (garden asparagus)
Lineage: Eukaryota; Viridiplantae; Streptophyta; Magnoliopsida; Asparagales; Asparagaceae
Exons: 1
Coding region: 1-540 (179 amino acids)
Source: RefSeq, a predicted model, not a curated record